AUGCAGAAGAGGCAGAGCCCUCAUAGGGAGGUACCUGUGUCUCAAUCUGAUUCUGGUGAAACGUCUUCCCUUGUUUUACUGAAGAAUGAAUCAGAAACCUUGCAGCAAAAUCCGAACUCUGCUGGUGCAAGCCCUGAUUCAGGGGGGAGUAAAGUUGAUAUUGUAUCAGCAGAUUUGAAUCAGGAGAUGAACCCCGGUGAUGAAGAGCCGACAAAGGUUUGUGGCAGUAUAAGUGCAGCUGAGAGCCAGAGCUAUGCAACAAAAUCAAGUAAAACUUCUGUACUACCUGAAAAUCCCCCAUGUGCUGAUGCUACUGUUGCCUCUUCAGUGCCAAAUGAGAAUGCGGUUCCUGAGAAUGGAAAUUGUGAGCAGUUAAAUCAAGUGCCCAUGGUGCCAAAGAAAGAGUUGGAUGGGCAGAAUGUUACUCCUGAAGCUGGAGGAUGCUCUCCAGUGUCUUGUGAGAUACAGACCUCUGAAACUGGGAUUCAGUUGUCACAGUUCAACCAAGUUUCUAUCAUCACAAAAGUGGACCCAGACAAUUCAGAGCCUGGUCAAAAUCCUGAUAGCAGAAGAUAUUCAUCCCCACCAUGUGGGGAGGGAAAAUCUGAGUUAAUAGAGCAUGCGAACUCGUUGGUGCAUGUACACUGUAACAAUGCACCUGUUCCGACAUCUUCAUCUGAUCAAGAGAACAUGAGUUAUUCUAGAAGACCUGAGAAAACUGUGUAUAAAUUGCAGCCUAGACGAAAUCCUGAUUCUGGCGUCCAAUCUUUACAACCGGAACAAGAAAUCUCCACUUUGAGAUUACGGGAAAAAGCAUUGGAUGAUGGAUACAAUUGGCGGAAAUAUGGACAGAAGCUUGUGAAAGGGAAUGCUUUUGUUAGAAGCUAUUACAAAUGUACCUUUCCCAAUUGUCGAGCAAAAAAGCAGGUCGAGAGAUGCCAUGAUGGGCGUCUUACAGAUAUUAAGUACAUUGGGCGACAUGAACAUCCUACACCUCAUAGUCCCCAAAUCUCUGCAGUUUCCACUCCUCUUCAAGUUUGCAAAGUGGAUAUGGCAAUUGCUGCAUCAGAAGAAAUUUCUCAACCUAGUGAGGCAGCACUAACUCAAAGGGAGUUGGCCACUCCAGAAAAUAGUGAUAAGGCAGUAUCUUCAAUCUCACCGUUGCAUAAUUCCACAGUUUAUGGUGAUGAUAGCAGCAGUUCCAGCCUCAAGAGACAAAAAACAGAAACUUCUGGUGUUGAUGACACUCAAGUGAAGAAGACUUAUUGUGAAUCACGACAAGUUGUCCAGAUGACUAGUGAGGUUGACCUAGUGAACGAUGGCUACAGAUGGCGAAAAUAUGGCCAGAAAUUAGUGAAAGGAAAUCCAAAUCCUAGGAGUUAUUACAGGUGCUCAAAUGCUGGUUGCUCCGUGAAGAAACACGUCGAAAGGGCGGCUUUUGGCCAAAUUACACCCCAAAGUGGUAGUAAUGGAGCAACAACCAGGAACAGUGAAAGUAGAACCGAUCUUGGGGAACAAAACACUGUUGGCAUGGAGAUGACUGUACAUAUCGGUGCAACUUGA
This is a messenger RNA of Oldenlandia corymbosa var. corymbosa, 1563 nucleotides long. NCBI's taxonomy places the organism in Eukaryota, Viridiplantae, Streptophyta, Magnoliopsida, Gentianales, Rubiaceae. The record is from the annotation of a GenBank genome assembly.